AUGAUCUCCUUGUGGUGCACUGAGGCUAUGCUAGCAGUUAAGAGCAUCAAGAGCCCGGAUGGAGAUAUUAUAGACUGUGUCCACAUCUCUCAUCAGCCAGCCCUUGAUCAUCCUUUACUCAAAAACUAUACCGUCCAGAUGAGGCCAAGUUUCCACCCAUUAGGCCUAAUGAUGGGAAUGAGGUGGCUUCAAAGAUGGAGACUAGCUCCAUACAUGAGACCAAGUUUCCACCCAUUAGGCUUAUACGAUGAGAAGAGGGUGGCAUCAAAGAUGGAAACUAGCUCCAUACCUCAACUUUGGCAUCAAAAUGGGAGGUGCCCAGAGGACACCAUCCCUAUUAGGAGGACUAAGAAGGGCGAUGUGCUGAGGGCUAGCUUUAUCGAAAGAUUUGGAAAGAACAGGCGUAGGACAAUCCCAAAUCCAACUUCUAUAGAAUCCAACAGGAAUAAUAAUACGCAUGAGCAUGCAAUUGUUUAUGUAAGGGGAGGUAAGUACUAUGGAGCAAAGGCAACCAUAAAUGUGUGGAACCCGAAGCUGCAACAGAAAAAUGAGUUCAGUCUAUCUCAACUUUGGAUUGUUGGGGGUCCUACAGGACUUUUCAAUACCAUCGAAGCUGGCUGGCAUGUAUAUCCAAUUUUGAAUGGAGAUUAUAAAACAAGACUAUUUACUUUCUGGACGGCUGAUGGUUAUAAAUCAGUAGGCUGCUACAACCUACAAUGCUCUGGGUUCGUUCAAGUCAACAAGGAGAUAGCAUUAGGUGCCACCAUCUACCCCAUUUCUAGCUAUGGUGGACGCCAAUAUGAAAUCACUUUGUCUCUCUGGAAGGAUCCAAAAACGAGGAAUUGGUGGCUGCAGUAUGGGAAUCAAUCUCCAGUGGGGUAUUGGCCUUCUUCCUUAUUUCCUCAUCUGUCAGACGGUGCCUCAGAGAUAUACUGGGGAGGGGAGGUUGUGAACUUACAUUCAAAUGGUCAGCACACCUCCACGAAGAUGGGCAGUGGCCAUUUCCCAGAAGAAGGUUUUGGCAAGGCGAGCUACUUCAAAAACAUUCAAAUAGUUGAUAAGUCCAACUAUCUCCAAGCUCCUCGAGGGAUUCGCACUUUCGCUACACGAUCCAAUUGCUAUAAUGUGCACCCUAAGAACAAUGGUUACAUCUACUAUGGGGGUCCUGGUAGAAAUCCUAAUUGUACGUAG
Molecule: messenger RNA, 1191 nt
Organism: Phoenix dactylifera (date palm)
Lineage: Eukaryota; Viridiplantae; Streptophyta; Magnoliopsida; Arecales; Arecaceae
Source: RefSeq, a predicted model, not a curated record